AUGCCCAUCAAAAAGGAUGGGCAGAGCGAUGUGGGAGGACUCGGUCGGGAGUACUCUAGGGUUGCGCUUCUAGAUCGACUUCGAGAAUCCUUAGUGCAGGAAGACCGUCUUGUCAUCCCUGACCCCUUCCGUCUAACACCGCUACAACUAAACUCAGAUGUCCCAAUAUGCACUGAAUGUCUCAACUGGCCCUCGAUCCGGGACCAGCUGGUUCUGCUUCAAAUGGAUGAUGGUGACCUUGCACUGCUCAUGCGAGAUAUCGUCAUGAACAUAGUGAUUGACUUUCCUUCUUGGAAUGCGUCCGUAAAUAUUUAUGAUCUCUUUCACAACAAGAUCUCGCCUGGGAGUUUGAUGCGCGAUUCUUUAGGUUCUCCCGAGGAUAUGGGAUAUGACGAAUAUGACAAUCUGUCCGAAAGCCAGGCAGCAAUGGACUCGGAGCUUACGGAGCAGCGUUUCCAACGAGAGAAGAUUAGUGCAUGGGUUGUGCUCUCUCAUCGAAGAUGCAUGGCAAUCGUUACUGUGUGGGGCCUACCUCCCAACAUGCCCCGUGUUCGCCAGGCCACCCCUCAACCUGCUAGCUGGGUGUUAUGGUGUUGA
Messenger RNA from Penicillium soppii, 597 nucleotides. RefSeq lists its product as uncharacterized. NCBI's taxonomy places the organism in Eukaryota, Fungi, Ascomycota, Eurotiomycetes, Eurotiales, Aspergillaceae. Bases 1 to 597 code for a protein of 198 amino acids. The transcript has 2 exons. The record is from RefSeq and is a predicted model, not a curated record.